This is a messenger RNA of Bactrocera oleae (olive fruit fly), 22636 nucleotides long. The record is from RefSeq and is a predicted model, not a curated record. Lineage: Eukaryota; Metazoa; Arthropoda; Insecta; Diptera; Tephritidae.
UUUUUAAAACUUGCUCAACAGAUCGAACCUCGGGGUCUUCGCGCCGAGAUCUAUGACCUCUAGUAUUUCUUAAUUGCUCUUCAGAGCGAAUUUGUGGAUCUUGUCGCCUUGUUCUAUGUUGAACAGUUUUUGGAACUUGCACAUCAUAACGUUCUUUCGCGCCGAGAUCUAUGACCUCUAGUAUUUCUUAUUUGCUCUUCAGAGCGAAUUUGUGGAUCUUGUACUUAAAUGUAAUUUUCUUGAGUUUACAGUUCAACUCUUGACCUUCAUAUAAAAUCGAAAGGCUAACGAAUAGUCAUCAAAAGAUAUAUUAAUUCUACUAUCAGACAAGAAAUCUCUUAAAUUUGAAAUGUCUUCUGUGGUCAUAUUUCAAUUAAUAACGUUUUGAAUUUUGAAAAAGUUUUCGUUGUGUUUUUCUGAAUUUUAACUUGUUUCUGUAAGAGGUACCAGUAUUUGCGUUGAAGGCAUUGGUGGAAAUGGUAUACCAAAACGGCAAAAUUGUUGUCCCCUUAUUUCCCUAGUACAAUCCCGACUGUGGUUAUGCUUUUAAUAACCCAAAUAAUUUUAUAAGUGGCUGAUUAAAUCAUCUGUAGAAAUAUAAUUGUCAAUAAAACUAAUGACAUUUGAGAAUGUCUGAGGAUCUUGAAUGUUGAUCCUGGGAUCAUUAUUAAGCCAAUACAUGCCAUGUACAUGCGGGGAACCUCUCUGUUGAAAUUCCACUCUCCAGUAGAAAUUUGUGAAAUUAUCUAGCACAAGUAAUCGCGUCUGACCGAAUUAUGCGAUAUCUAUCUUGGGUUGUUAAACUGUGGGCUGCAAGCAAAGAUAUUCAUUAUUAGUUUCACGAUGUCGUCGUCAAGGAAAUAGUUUUGCACGAAGAAAAUAAUUUAAUGAAAAGAUGGGAUCGGAAAUAAAAGAUUGGUUGAGAAAAAACAAUUUUAAAAUAUACAGAUUUUUUACUUUUUUAGCUUUAGUUUUGCUACACAGUUCAGUGCAUGGAUAGGAUUGGAAAAAUGCAUAUUAAGAAGGCGUUCUAGUUCGAAAAUUCAGAGUUUGGUAGUAGAAAAGUGUAAGUGUAUUGCAACUUGAAAGCAAUUUCGUACUCGUGCAACAUUCGCGUUACUCAUUCUAUUACAGGUCAUAUAGCCUCUUCGCACAAGAGUAAAUUGAUCAAUUAACCGGCGUUUCCUCAAAGCGCUAAUUUAGAUCGAUUUACAUGUAUAAUAAAAAUCUUAAUUUACUACAUUAAUUCCUAAUCAAAUAUAUGGAAAUCAAGUUGAAACUGUAAUGCAACUCUACGGGUUGUUGUCCCCACUGUAAAUUUGGCUAUGUUUAUGAUCAAAUAGCCGGCUGUGUAAAAAGCUAAAACUGGUUUCUUAAUUAUAAUCUUAACGUAUUCAAUUAAUUUGGCUAUGCGAAAACGCUGAUAGAGUAUAUUAUGCUUGUGUAAACACACUGAGCGACACCAAAAGAGAAUUUGCCGAUUAUGAAGGAAAAAAGAGUCCCCGUCUGAACUCUUUUACGGACUGGAAGAUGCAGUUAAACUAUCCCAAGGCGAGGAAGAUUGGGAUUGGGACUACAACCUCCUUAGUUCAUACAAAAAAAAAGGUUAAGAAAGCAAAGAAAUUCUUGGAAAUCUUUUUGCAAUGAUAUCGCGAAUACGGCGGAGGCGUCUCGACUUAGGAAAAUAAUUGCACAAUCGGUGCCUAGCAUUGGAUACCUUCAGAAGCCAGACCACAGCUGGGCGAUAUCCAGUGAAGAGUCUUUAGGCCUACUGAGGGAUACCCACUUCCCAGGUAGUUCUGAAAGCCAUACAGUCAAGUAUAUACAAAUUAUUCCUGGCUCAAUUACAGCAGUCGCAAAACUACAUAAUAGAUUGGCUAGUAACCAUUCUUAAAGGGGCGCUGCAGUUAAACUAUAUUCCUCUGUUAUGGAGGAAAGUCAAGGUAAUAUACAUAACUGAGGCGGGCAAAAGCUCACAUACAAGUCCAACGGAUUUUAGACCAAUUAGUCUCCCCUCAUUCUCCCUAAAAACGUUGAAAAGACUAAGAUAUACACAUAAGAAACAAACUAAGCACAGAAAAGUUGGCUGUUUUACAGCAUGAGUAUUUUAAAGGAAAAUCCACGAAAACAGCACUAAGCUCAGUGGUAGCAAGGAUUGAAAAAUCUAGGGAGAUAAAAAAUAUACCCUCGUAGCCUUCUAAAAUAUAGAAGGUGCUUUCAAUAAUAUUCAGCCUAGGGUCAUACUGAGCGUGCUUAAAGAUUUGGACAUCUCUAUGGAGAUAAAAGAAUACACCCUCGUAGCCCGUUUAAAUAUAGAAGGUGCUUUCAAUAAUAUCCAUACUGAGCGCGCUUAAAGAUGUGGACAUCUCUGAACAGAAGCUCACGAGCAGGUCAAUAAUUUCAACGCUGGGAGCUACAAUGAUUUGCAGAUCUGUCCAAAGAGAUACUCCUUAAGGCGUGUUAUCCCCAUUUCUCUGAAUACUAACAAUGAAAAAAUUGCUGUUAGAUCUACAAAAGAAGGGCGUACUGUUGUGCCGGUUUCGGUUAGAGGUAAAUUCCCAAUUACCCCCGCAAACCUAAACUUAAAUGCUAGCAAAACGGGGCUAGUAUUGUUCACUAGGAAACACAGUAUUCCAAAAGUUAUGGAGCCAUUAUUAAAUUGUACCAGGCUAACAAUUAGAGAUAAAGGAAGCUACUUAGGACUAAGUUUAGACAGAAAGCUUUAAUAGAAAACAAACUUAGCUGCUAGGGAGAGUGCUACAGCACUUUACACCUGCAAAAAGAUUGUGGUCGCCAAAUGGGGGUUAACUCCUCGGGUAGCUCAUUGGCUCUACACAGUAGUUGUUAGACCGAUCACGACAUACGGUAUGUUGGUAUAUUGGCCAAUAAUGAAAAAGAAAUACGCGAUGAGGCGUAUGGAAAACAUAUGUACAAAGAGCAGCCAGUAUAUGCAUCCGUGGAGCUUUUAGAAUAACGCCAAGUCAGGUACUAAACGUCAUUUUACAUUUACUGCCAACAGUCUGUAAGCAACUGGCAACGAUGUCAGCUCUUAGACUGAGGGAAUCCUCUGAUUAAUUUCCUGUAAUAAGGGGUAUUCUAAGAUACUUAGUAAUGUCCCGUUUCUACCCACUACCAUACAUUUUCGAAAUCCUAUGGAAUUGAAACUAAAUUCCAGAGAGAGUGGGAAAAUGGCGAGGUUGACAGGGAUCUAUAAGGAUGGGUCCAAAUUAGAUAAUCGAGAGGGAUUGGUGAUGACAUAAGAACUCUAAUAGGAGUGCUAACAGGUCACUGUCACUUGGUAGACAUACCAGCAGACGAGCUGCACCAUACAAUGACUAUUGUAGAAGUUGUCAGGAGGUAGGAGAAGAGGAGACUGUAAAACAUCUUCCAUGCGAAUGAAAGGCUCGAGGGUUUUUGGAUGACGUCUCGGAAGUUGCUGAUAUAAAACUAUUUGUACUGAUGAACUUGAUCAGAAGCACGAUUUGGUUUAUAAAUUUUGUCCCAUAAUUAUAUGAUCGCGGUUCAUACUUUUCCCCUGUAAACAAUCGGUUCAAAAUUUCGACCUAUUUCGACAGUAUAAAUUUAAAUUUUAAGCUAUAAAUAUUGUGUAAAUCCUGAGUUACAGUGUUCUGAACACACGGCUGAUUGGCUUAUCCGAAACAAAAAAUAAUAAUAAAGGCGUUUUAAUCUGUAAGCUUAAAUGCACAGAAUGAACUAUUAUUAAAUGAAUAUACCAAAAAUUGGACUUUUGAUAGAUAUUUGGAAAAAAACUUCAAGUCAAAUAAUUUGUAUUCAUUGUUUGAAAAUCCUGGCCUACAUAAAAUAUUUUAUGUAUUUUAUCAAAGUGGAAAUACAAUUUAUAAAAAGCGAAAAUUUAACCGCGUCUAGGUACCAUGAGGUACUCGAGAGGAAAUCAUUUUUAUACCGUGAAUAGAAUAUAUUAAGUUUGCACGAAGUUUGUAACAACGGAGACCCCAUAUAAUAUAUAUAUAUAUAAAUAAUCAGCGAUACGACCUUAGUGUAUUUAGCCAUGUCCAUCUGUCCGUCUGUCUGUAUAUACGCGAACUAGUCCCUUUUUUUGAGAUAUCGCUCUGAAUUUUUCUUUUUUUUGGACCAUUAUAGCACAUAGCUGUCAUACAAACUGAACGUUCUAAAUAAAAUUCUUGGAAAUAAAACUUUUUUAUUUGACAAGGUAUCUUCUCGAAAUUUAUUAUCUAAAGUAAAUUAUUUCAUUAUCUAGAGCAACACCAUAACACAUUUUUUAGAUCAUAUCAAAAUCCAGUACUUGUAAGAAAACUUUUACAUUUGACGAGAAAUCUUCACAAAAUUUGGCGUGAAUUAUUAUCCAAGGCAACGGCACAAUCUUCGAACACAUUUUGAUGAGAUCACUAUAGCAUAUACAUAGCUCGUAUACACAUGCAGACAGACAGAAAGGCGAAAACAAGUCGUAUUGUUAUUCCCAAAAUAUAUGUACAUACAUUUAUAUAAUUGGUACAAGUUAAUUGAAUUCCGAAUCAUAGAUGUAUAGCAAUUAAAAUAAUAGCAUUAUUAAUGCGAAAUCAAAUUUCAAACGAUUUGUUUAUUACUUAUUAUUUUAUAUGUAUCGCAUCCGGAAUUCACCAAUAAUCUCAAGCCUUCAUCGUUUGAAUUUAAUAUUUAUGAUAAAGGUUGUCUUUAUUCUAACAUUUGAGUGAAGGGAUGUUUUCGUUUUUACGGUUUUCAUACAUCAGAAAUUAUAUGUAUGUAUGUAUAUUCCCGCUGCGAAACUUUUCCAGUGAAUGCAACUGGCGAAGUACCUACAUUUAUGCUACAACGUUGGUAGUGAGGAUAACUGAUUUUAGUUUUUCCUCCUAUUGUAACUUAACCCGAAACACGAUUUGUGAUUAAUGUGUGCCUGAAUUUGAACAAGAUAUGGUACAAAGUGUAUUGUAACCAUCUCCAUUUUGACCAUGCGUAUUUUUCUUCUUUCAGAUAUAUUUUUUGUGUUAAACGAAUAGUGCAGUACCCUCUAGUUUUGGCCAACAUCUUUACUAAACUAUAAGAUAGUCAACUCGCCUGUCUAUCUUGCCUCGUCCAGUGGCCGUUGUGCUCAGUUUAUAGUUGAAUACGUUCUAUAAUAUAUAUAAAAUCAUAUAUCCAUAUAUAUAUGUGUAUGCACGAUGUAUAUGACGAAAAAUAAUUCAGCCUAGAAGCGGAAUAUCUAAACAAGAGCAUGCGCGUUAGCGCUUCACAUUUUUUAAUAUAUAUCUCUUGCCUUUCUACGAAGUGCGCUUGCCUGAGAGUAAUGUGUUUUUUGGAAUUCCCUUUUCUCACGCUCUCUUUAUAAAUACUUUUUAGCACGUUAUAAGGGAAAUCUUCUAAAUUUUAGUCUUCGGAGGUUUGUGGGUCGGCUAAAAGGCGAAGAAUAAUAAUUGGCAACCAACCGAUACAGGAGUGUAUCAUAUCGAACAUUUUAGUAUUUGAUUCGUUUGCUCUCCUAACGGAAGAACAAUCAACAAGCGUAACCAAGUAUAGUACGAGAACUCCUACAUACCGCCGACGUGGUCGUUGUUAAUACGCACUUAUAGCGUAUAAAAAAUUCCAAUUCAGUGACUAAAGAAAAUUUUAUCUAAAGAAGUCUGAAAAGUCUUAUCUGGAAUAAAAACUUAUUAGUUUAUUUAAAACAAGUGUCAAAUAUAAAAGUUUGUAAUAUUUUUUAAAUAAGUAUUACAACUGUUAACUAAAACAAACUAAAAAACAGCAAUUAACCCAGAAAAGUUGUUAAGCAAAUAUAUGUAUGUAUCUUCUUACACUGUCUUAUAUCCUAAAUACAUGUACUACCUGCCUAUAAAUAUGGGCUUAUUCGGACUUUCAAAUUACAAGUUAUUUUAAAUAUUAAGUGCUAUGAAAUUUGAGUGAAAAUUACCCCAAUUAUUGACCGAAUUAGAGAAGUAUUGGACAUUUUAAAAUCAAAUUUUGGAAAAAAUUAUUGACGUUUCGAAUUUAUAAAGAAGUCCGUGAUGAUCCACAACAUUCACUGAAGUGAACACACAUACAAGUUAACUCCACAGCAUUUAAAGGAUAAGCUCAUUUACAUAACAGACAUAUAAUCAAUGAUAACAACUCCAAGGUUUUAGCUUUCCUUUGCAAUCGACGCUCUUUUUGGGACCUUCAGCAGUUACUGUUAAUUAGUAUACAGUCAUUGACCAAAUAUAGAACAAAGAAAGAUAAUUCUAGUCACAAACUUAAGUUGCGUUUACUGCCGAAAUAGAUUUUCUUAAGUGUGCCAUCGCGAUGGCUGCUCCAGCAGCCUGUACGCGUUUUUCCGAUAAUUAUGAAAUUAAGGAGGAACUUGGAAAGGGCGCCUUCUCUGUCGUCAAACGUUGUGUUCAAAAAUCAACACAAUUUGAGUUUGCAGCGAAAAUUAUCAACACAAAGAAACUCACCGCAAGAGAUUUUCAAAAAUUAGAGCGAGAAGCUAGAAUUUGCAGAAAACUACACCAUCCUAAUAUCGUAAGACUGCACGAUAGCAUACAGGAAGAAAACUAUCAUUACUUAGUGUUUGAUCUUGUUACUGGUGGUGAGCUGUUUGAAGAUAUUGUUGCGCGCGAAUUUUAUUCAGAGGCUGAUGCAUCGCAUUGCAUUCAACAAAUCUUGGAGUCUGUUAAUCAUUGCCAUCAGAAUGGUGUGGUGCAUCGUGAUCUGAAACCAGAAAACUUACUAUUAGCUAGUAAAGCCAAGGGUGCAGCUGUAAAACUAGCCGACUUUGGCUUAGCCAUAGAAGUUCAGGGCGACCAUCAGGCAUGGUUCGGUUUUGCCGGCACCCCUGGCUACUUAUCGCCGGAGGUGCUGAAAAAGGAGCCAUAUGGCAAAUCGGUAGAUAUAUGGGCAUGUGGAGUUAUUUUAUACAUUUUACUAGUCGGUUAUCCACCCUUUUGGGAUGAGGAUCAACAUCGUCUUUAUUCUCAAAUAAAGGCUGGCGCAUAUGAUUAUCCAUCGCCUGAAUGGGAUACCGUAACACCUGAAGCAAAGAACUUGAUAAAUCAAAUGCUAACAGUUAAUCCAAAUAAAAGAAUCACUGCGGCUGAAGCGCUAAAGCAUCCAUGGAUUUGCCAAAGAGAGCGUGUGGCUUCGGUGGUUCAUCGCCAAGAGACUGUGGAUUGUCUCAAAAAAUUCAAUGCUCGGCGUAAACUCAAGGGUGCUAUUCUUACUACAAUGUUAGCAACCAGAAAUUUUUCAAGUAGGAGUAUGAUUACCAAGAAAGGUGAGGGAUCUCAAGUUAAGGAAUCAACAGACUCCUCAAGUACAACACUAGAAGAUGACGACGUUAAGGAGGAUAAAAAGGGAAUUGUUGAUCGCAGCACAACAGUCAUAUCAAAAGAGCCCGAAGAAAUAAGGAUUGUCUGUCCAGCGAAAACUUCACAACAAAUGUCAUCUAAUUCUCAAUGCACAGCAGCAAGACGUCAGGAGAUAAUUAAAAUAACUGAACAACUGAUUGAGGCCAUAAAUAGCGGUGACUUCGAUGGAUACACGAAAAUUUGCGAUCCCCACUUAACUGCAUUUGAGCCUGAAGCUUUAGGCAACCUUGUCGAAGGAAUUGAUUUCCAUAAAUUUUACUUUGAGAACGUACUGGGCAAAAAUUGUAAAGCCAUAAAUACUACUAUUCUGAAUCCUCAUGUCCAUUUGCUGGGAGAAGAUGCAGCAUGCAUUGCCUAUGUACGUCUAACACAAUAUAUAGACAAGCAAGGACAUGCACAUACGCACCAGUCAGAGGAAACACGUGUGUGGCAUAAACGAGAUAAUAAGUGGCAGAAUGUACAUUUUCAUCGUAGCGCGUCCGGCAAAAUUAGCGGUGCAACAACUUUUGAUUUUAUUCAACAGAAGUAGAAUGAUUAACGUAUAACGAUGUCGGUAAGCAUACCACAACUACUGUUUGAGACAGUUAAUUAUAUAAAUUAACUGUGGGGCUUGCUCAGAAAUACCAACCAACUAUAAUGUUACCAAACAAUUUAACAAAAACAACAAUUUUAAUAGUACGAGAAAUAAUGGGAGAAAUUUAAACUAAUAUUGAAUUCAUGAAGCAGUUUGUACACUUUUUAUUGGAAGAAAACCGGUAACAAUAACAAUAAAAUAAAAGGUUUUUGUGGUAUUGAAAUGCAUUCAUAAUUAAAGCAGAUUAUUGUUGUGCAAUUGUUUCCAACAUGUUUGGUCUUUGAGUAAAAGAAGAUGGUGGACAUACUUUACUUAUAAUAAAUAUAAAAGAGGAUACAAUAUUUAAGUGCCGCAAAGUGAAGGCAAAAUAUAAGGGUGUUAUAAUAAAUAUAUAUAUAUAAAUGAAAAACUAAAUUAUGCAAACUGCAGGUGCUACGAGAUGAUAUUAUUUGUCUUCAUGUUAGAAAAUUGCAAAAACAUAGCAAAUGAAAAAAGAAAAGAUAUGGAUUUAUUUUAAAUAGUUAUGAAUUAAAAAAGUGAAAUAGAUAAUGAAAAGAUAAAAUUAUUGAAAAUAAAGUGCGUAUAAUGCACGUUGUGCGCAAAAUAUUGUAAACUUUCUUAAACUGUUUGUUAUUUAAGUGAAAUGUGAAAAUAUAACAAUGAGUUUAAUUAAGAUUUUAUGCAACAACUAUUUAAGUAUUUAUUGGUAAUCGCUUAUAUACCUACUUGUAUGUAGCUAAUUAUUUCUGAUGUAAGGUUACGUUUGUACUUUGUGUUUGUCUACUACAUAAAAUUCUGUCAGAGUUUAACUUUCAAAUAAAAAAAAUUAAUUGAAAAUUUAACAUUAUUACUGUGUGUGAAAACAAACAAAAAAGGGGAUAAAGAGAUUUACUGGAGAUAAUUAGGUUAAAGAUAAUAAAAUUUUGAAUACUAAAUUUUUAAAUAGCACAACUAAUAAGUUAAAUCUUACAAAGUAAUUAAGAAAAAAAAACUUACAAACCGACACAAUGUUUACCCCUAAGCUAUGAAAAUAAUGUUUAAACAAAAUGUGGCAUAAAAAUUGCAAAGCAAGUAUACUAAGGUUCAACAAAUAUUUAAUUAUUUAUUAAAAAAAGCAUAUUUGUGUUGUGAAGUUUAAAAUGCGCUGUAAAUGAAAAGCUUAUAACUGAUACAUGCUAUAUAAAUACACAUCUAUAUAUUUUUUGUGUUUAACAAAUUCAAGUUCACUCGAAAAAAUUUUAAAUUUCCGUUGGUUCAAUUGUUAAAAACGUAAUGGCAUUCUUUGAUUCUAAGCUCUCCAACGCAAAAAAUUUCAUGUGAAAGUAGCAAAAAAGUUUACCAGUUAACGUCAAAAAAAGAUAGAAGUGGUGUAACUGGUUCACAUAUGUUUGCUAUAUUCUUUGGAAUAUCAAUUUUGCUUAAGAUUCUCAUCCAAAUUUAUAUAUCUUCAAUGAAAGCGCGUCGAGUUAUGUGCAAGCGGUACUUAAUACAAUUUAACGAUUUCACAAAUCGUGCUAUCUGUUGAAUUUGUUGUGAACUCACACUUUACCACAUAUGCAGACCGCGACUAACGAUUAACAUAAAAAGUUAUUUGUAUGUUAAAUAAAGUUAAUAAUUGUUGAUAUUACAUCAUUUCUUCGAUAAUUCCAAAAUAAUAUGUAGCAUAUACCUUUGACUGGCUUUCUUUACAAAAAAACAUACAAAAAACUGAUUAUAUGCUUCAAUUAAAGCAAAUAUUUCAGAACAUUGUGUGAAAAAACUAGCACAAGGCUUAUGGAACGUAGAUGUGAUGCCGAGUUGACAGUCAGUUACUUAGACCCGACGGACAACUAAUCGAGUCUUUAGCACUGGCUACUUGAAAAAUAUUUGCCGGUAUUUACCGUUUGAACGGCAAAAUAUUCUAGUCUUACCGCUCUAGUAAAUCGUUCCAAUUAAUGCGAUUGCAAACAUUGAAAAUUUUGUUAUUCUUUUAACGGGUUAGGUGUAGUAAGAGACAUGAAAAACUCCUUGCGGCGACCAUCACUAAUCCUAGGAGAUUAAUCUAAAAUCAAUGGAAAAAAAUUGGUUUUAUUAAUAGAUAAUCUAGUGCUUGAUCGGAGCCUUUUGUUUUUUUAACUAACAAGAUGGCGGCCUGAGGAAAAUUUUUUCGUGAAAAAGCCAACAGGUAAUUGUUUACAAAAUAAUUGUUUUAUAAUAAAAAAAUCUUUCGAUCAGGCACUAGUAUUUCAUGUUUUCUAAAAGCUUUUCAUUCUGUUUCAUUGAAAUCUACCGAGCAGUUUUCGAGCUAGAGGGAUCACCAGUUACAAAAACAUAGUUUUGAGAAAAACUCAUAACGCAUUUCAAGGACUCAAAACUCGUCUGAUUUACUUUUAAUUUUCAGAGACUAUUUCUAAGAUGUUUUUUGUACUUAAUAUCGACUUUUUGAUAAUUCUGACUCCCCUUAAUGUCCUUAACCCCAUAAAGCGACCACACUUAUCAGACCUAGUGCCUAGCUAAUGAGCAUUCGAAAUACUAUUAAAUUUCUAUCAGCCUAUUUACCUUACCUAACGUAACUUGUAGUCAUAUUUAGUCUUCUGGUAUUGCAAAUACAUAGCGCGAAGGAUCUUAACUUUUACUGAUGUUACUGUGGUUAAAUAACCAACAAGGGAAAAACGUUGUAGAAAAUUGUGUUUGUCAUUGUCAUUUAUGACAAAACUAAAGCUAACAUUGAUGUUAUCAGUUACAUUUAAAUAUAUUACUAAUCAGUGUGUAUAAAGAAAGUAAAAGUGUUGUAUUUCAAAUCGUGUUCAAUUCCCAACAAAAUUGUAUAUUACAAAAUAGAAAGCAGCAAAUUUUAAGAAAAAAAAAAACGAAUAUUCAGUAGGCAAUUAAUCUUGCAGACCCUAUAGGGAUAGCGCUUAUUUUAACUACUUUUUACGUAAAAUAUUUUCUCUUCACGAUAAACUACAAAUUUUCCAUCAGAUUAAUAUCCAAGAUUGUAUUUUGGACACUACAACAAUUGAAUAUUGUGUGCGAUUUCGGUACUUUCCUAACAUCGCUAUCCUUCUGCGUAUCCGAUUUUAAUACCCUGGACAAGGUAUAUUAAUUUUGCCACGAAGUUUGUAACAUCCAGAAGGAAACGUCAGAGACCCAAUAAAAUAUAAGUAUAAAUGAUCAGCGUGACAAGCUGAGUUGAUCUAGCCUUGCCCGUCUGUCUGUCUGUAUAUACGAAAACUAGUCCCUCAGGUUUUGAGAUAUCGCCCUGUAAUUUUGUACACGUCCUUUUCUCUCCAAGAAGCUUCUCAUUUGUCUGAAGCGGCGAUAUCGAAUCACUAUAGUAUAAAGCUGCCAUACAAACUGAACGAUCAAAACCAUGUCCUUGUACUGACAACUUUUUUAUUUGACUAGAUAUAUUUAUGAAACUUGGUAUGGAUUAUUGCCGGUAUAAGCCCCGAGAAAAUUGUUCAGAUCGUACCACUAUAUCUAUGCUGCCAUACAAACUGAUCGAUCAAAAUCAAUACAAAGAUCUUUUUAUACCGUUUUAUGAUAUAAUAUAUGCUACUGUGAAGGGUAUUAUAAUUUCGGUGCAACUGAAGUUAACUUUUUUUUCUUAAGUAUUCAGAAUGCUCCCUUUAUAAAUUCUUUUCUUAGUACUCAUAAUAAGAUUAUCUGAUCAAUAAUAAUAGCGAAAUUGAAAACCAAUUUUAACAGUUGACCGUUAUAGUAGCUAAUAACAAUAACAAAACAAUAUUUUUUAAUAGAAUCAAGAAGAUGGUACUAAAUACACAGUUAUUUUUCUAGUUAUAGUCAAAAUAUACUUACUAGAUAACUAAAAUAAAAAAGUCUACUUUUAUGUUUUCCUUGUCACAGUCAGUUAUAGGUAGAUUAAAUAUCAACAAAUCUUUCGACAUUGAAAAUACUAGUUAGAUUUUAUGUAAAAAUAAAACCCGACUACAAAAAGUUAAAAUGAAGCUACAAUUUAUCAGCCUUUCGGAAAUCAAUAAAUAUACGAUAUGUGGGGUUACAAUAAGACGCACAACCACAAAUAUUGAGAGAAUUCAGGCUAAACACUAUCAAUGAUGUUACUAUCAAUUGCAUAUGUACCUAUUAGUUUUACAAUUUUGAACAAAGGCGGAAUACCAAAUGUUAAAAUACUCAACACUUUGAACGGAAUCCCAUUAUUUGGCAAAUUUAUUUUAUAAACGGGGAUAAUAUUAGUAUGGGUUGCGAAAUUUUUGACUAAAAAAUUUUGAUUGAAAACUUUUUAAAUCUAAUUUUUAAUCCUAACAUCAGAAAUUGGACAGUUAAUUUUUAAUCCAAGAUGUUGGGAUUAAAAAUUUGAAAUCUAAUUUACAAUCCAAAUUCUUUUGAUCAAAAAUUUCGUAACCCUGGAUAUGAAAUCGAAAAUUUGAAAUCUAAUUUUUAAUCCAAAAUGAUUGAGAUUAAAAAUUGACAUUUUUAUUUUUGAAUUCAAUAGUUAUAUUUGAAAAUUGUAUAAAUUGAAAAAUUUAAAAAAUGUUUAAUCCCAAAGUCAGAAUUAAAAGUUGAUAAAAUAUAAAUGCUUUGAAUGUGUAAGUUUGUCGACCAGUGCUUCAGAGCCUUGAUUAUUGAAAAUGAUGGCUCUGUGCUUGUUCAAAAUUUUGGAACACGAAAAACGCAAAAGCGGAACAAUGUUAUUUCUAUUUUACUUUUUUAAUUUUAAUUUAUAUUCUUGGAAUUCAGUUUUUUUUCAAUCCAAUAUUUGAUAUUAAAAAUUUAUUUUUAAUUUAUUUAUUUUUAAUUUUUAAUCCGGUUUUUGGACUUAAUUUGUUUUUAUAUUUUUUUAUCCUUUAUUUGGAAUUAAACAUUUAAAAAUUAUAUUUGAUUUUCGGGGUUGCAAAAUAAAUACCAAAUUUAAUUCAAAUGUUAAUUCAAUUAAUUGCAUUUUUUGCAACCGUACACUGGUACACAGUAUAUAAUUACAGUAAAAGUAAUGGUUCUUUUAUAUACUAUCUGGCAGUAAUAAUGCAAUGUUAUAUUUGAAAUUUUGUAUUUGAAAAAAUUGCAGAAGUUUUUACACAAAUUGGAACGAAAAGUUCUAUUCUCUAUUGUUACUAAUGACGAUGCAAUAAUUUUUUAAUUUCUUUUUUAUUGAGGACCUAACUCAAAACAUACUUUUAUCUAAAUAUAUAUUAAUUUGGCCGAAUAUUUUAGGCUUGCUUGUACUAGAUACCUAUGAUAUAUAUACACAUAUACAUACAUAUUUGCCAAUAUUCCCAGGAAAGUAUUCGAAUUUUUACAUUAAUCUGUCAAAUUUUCUGUCGAUUGGUACACAGCCAAAUUAACACUUAUAGUAAUGUUCGUUGUCAAUUAUAAUAAGGGUGCCUGGAGAGAAAACGUUCAAAGCCGAGCCGAGCGCAAAGCUGACGAGUCCGAUAAAUCAGAUUUAAAACUGUGCAUGCACAUUUUCAUAAGAAUUCGCACAGGCGCCGCAGAGUGAAAUCCGAGCGUAAAGCUGAUCUUUGUGAGAAAACCAGUUUUGAAGCGCUUUUCGGCGCCGACUUGCUUGUUGCAUAGUUCAUUUGUAAGAUGGUCUCAUAUUUUGCGCUGAAUCUUCCAUUUACUUUGCGGUACCUCAAUUCGACCAGCGCUGAUCGAAAUAAGUCUUGCGCUCAGCUCGGCUUUGAGCGACUACUCUGCAGGCACCCUUAGACAUGACCGUUUAAUACGAAAUAUAUAAAGAAGGCAAAUUAAUACCGAUUAAUAUAUAUUAAUAUUAAAUAUUAUAAGGAGGGUACAUUGUUAAAUUGACUCGAUUUCCGAAAAUAUAUAGAUGGAAAAAAUCAUUCAGCAAUAUUGAUUAAAAAAAUGAUACCCUAAAUAAUAUUAAUUUUAUUAUGAGAGCAAAAAACUGGACAGAGUCCAAAGUUUAAACAAAAUAAUCUUAUAGUUUAAAAACAUGUAUACGUGAAUAAUACAACAGCCAUCCCGUGGAAGUUGGUCCACGUUCGCUGGGAACUACUUCCUUUACGGAUAAUUUGAAACAAUGUUCAUUGUACUUAUUAUGUAUAUAUUUGGGAAACAGAUUAUCGUUAAUUGUAAUCAAAUAACAUGUAGUAGACAAAAUCAAUUACAACAUAGUCCACUUUGUUUUAGAAAUGGUAAGUUGAAAGGAUCUCCAAUAACAAAAAUUAAAGGAUAUUUAAAUGAAAUGUUGUAUAUGUGUAAUGAAGAAAACCAAUGUUAAUGACAACAAGAUAACAUAACACAAGAUCUGUAAAACAUAAUACAAAUACGUAGAUUAUGUAAAGAGAUCUAACAAUCUAAAAGCUUAAAAGUAAACUGAACUUGAGAAGGCUUACCGCUUUCAAAUUUAAAUGGAAACACGCUAGUCAUAUUAUCCAAAUGAAAACCGACUUUCUGUUCUUUAGUAGGUAGAUGAACUUGAGAAUGCAGACAAAUUUAUGAACUGUUAUGCUUUUUGGUUUAACAACAACGCUAAAUAUUAUAUAUGUUUAUAUGGUAGAAUAGCUAAACUAGAUUAAUUAAGAAAAAAUAACAUGCUCAUCAAUUAUUAAGCGAAAGCCGAUGCAGACAAGGUUCAGUACCAGCAGUUUCCCAAGAAUAUAGUGUAAAAGUUUCAACCAAUUAUAAUUAUUGUAGUAUUUAAUUGCGUAAUAUCGGUGUGUUCGAUGGAAUAGGUUUAAAUAAAAAAUCUUUUUUUUUCUUAGCAAGGUAGUCCUGGUUCACGCUUUCGCAAGGUUUAAAUAAAACAAGGCAAUCAUAUAUGAAGGACUAAAAGCAAUUUAAAGGUGGCUGCUAUUUCCAAAAUCUUGAGGUUGCUUUACUGAAACAUGCACAUUAUCGCAUAAAUGUAUAAAAAUACAACAUUUUCAAAUAUCCGAGCUUUAGUUGCUUAAACAAAGGAGUUCAUCGCACAAGCGCAUAUAAAAUAUGUAUACGUAUGUUUAACUCAACCAUCAAAGUUAUGUUAAGUAAUUUCAACUUACCAGUUAGGUGCGCAUCGUGUCUGCCUUUCAAAUUCUUUGUUAUAACAUGUAUAAUAUUAUAAAUGCGCUUAUUUGAUCCUCUACUUAAACAAAUUAAGGUUAUGAAUAUUUCAUAUGUAUAGAUAUAUGUAAGUAAAAUACAUAUGGUUAUUAUAAAAGAUAAUGAAAGGUUGCUAAAAUAUUACAAACUUUUCUACCUAAUUUCUUGAUUAAUUUUGUAUUAUUCGUUAAAAACAGCAAAUUUUACAUAAUUAUUGGGUAAUAUUUGUAAUAAAAUAAUAAAGACUAAUACUGUCUUAAGUAUAAUCUAAAUAAUGCAAGAACAUUUUAGUACAAGCGACUGCAGACGCCGCCGGUGAAGUCUUAUGUGAUUUUAAAUAACAAUUUUGUAUUAUUAUUCAUCUUAGAAUCUUUGUAAAAUAAAAUAUUUAUUUUUUUAUUUAAAUUUAAUUUCAAUAUUUCAAAUUAUCUCCCUUAUUAUUAAAAAAUUUGACGACAGAGCAUAUCUUAUUCCUCUUCUCCCUAAUUACACCUUUAGACACAUCGGACAUCCUUGCUAAGUUUAUCACAACGGCACUUUUUCUUUAUAUUAUAAAUCCAGCAAGCCAAUCUAUUUUUCGCAUAAUAUAUCUAAUACAAUGACCUCUUCUAUUUAUCUAGCUAUGGUUGCAUUCGAGCUACGUAAUAAUUACAGCAGUACAGCAACUCUGUUGCAUAUUUGACGCUUCUAAGUAUGCUGAUGUGAUGCUUGUUUUGCCAAAAAAUGGAAAUUCAUUAAAUUAUCGACGAAAUGAAGUGAACAAAUUUUAUUUAUUAAAUAUAAAUAAAAAAGAAGUAUGCUAAUGUCUCACUUGUCGAUUUCCUGGCGCGUUUGCCGUCGCUUCCAAAGCAACUGUCCGAGUCACCUUCGUUCUCUUUGCAUGUGGGACUUUCCAAAGAGUAUUGCAAAUUUUCCAAAGGAGCUGAAAUGCAUCAAAAUACUCCCAGCUGGUAGCGUCCCUUCCUGUUGAUAUGUGUCGCUUCUUUAUCCGGUUAUAUGAGACCGACUUAUUUAAACAUUUUCAUUGGAUUAGCUCUUUACAGUAUGUAACUUCGGAAUUCACGGGUUUCAUGAAAUCUAACACUUUACCCGAAGAAAAGAUUUCUCUAUGCCGACAAAUUUAGCCUCCAUGUGAAGUCGACAACGCACCAAAAACUUAAUAAUUGCAGAAUCUGAUAUUUCGCUGCAAAAGAGUAAAAAAAAUGUCUAUAAACUAAAUUGAUAUAAAGUGAAAUAAAUCACAAUUAUACUAACCUUUCUUUUUCCAUUGCGUUGUGCAGACGAAAAUAUUGUGUUGCUGAUUCUUUGUAUAAAUUGGGCGCAAAAAUGUCAGUAGAAUGUCAUGUUGCAGGUGUUCCCAGAAAUUUACGCAGGACGUGAUAUUCUGGCAACUUUGCAACACUGCUGUCGCGAUUGCCAUCAGGAAUGCACAUCAUGUUCCUUAAUUCUUUAAAAAAAUCUAACCGAUUCCGUAUAAUUAUUGAGAAAAAAGGUGAUAAAGGUAGAAGGUCUUUUUAGGUUGGUUUAUCUAAGCCACUAAUCUGUCGGAAUUAUGAGGAUAACGCAAGAAUCAUAUUUCGUAUACAGAACAGACUUGGUAGUUUAUAAAAGGAAAAAUAUUCAAAAUCUAAAUAUUAAAUUUUCACUCUCUAAUACUUAACUUCUUCUAUAAGAAACGCUAUUUUGUGUACUCUCAGGCUCUUGUGGAACGCAACUGUAGUAUUGUGCUAGAAAUGAUGAAAGAGGAUGAAUUCCGAUUAAAUGGAAAAAGUAUAAGGUUAUAAUGAUGCAAUGCGCUUUAUAAGUCUCCAUUUAAUUGCCUUCUCUAAUGUUUGACUCUAUGUACAUUCCGUUUUUCUUUUCUUUGAGCAACGAAAUACGCAUUGAACCGGUAGUAAAAAAAUGGCUUGUAAAAUUUAUGUAAGUACAUAUAUGUUUGCCAUUAAGCUUUCGAAAUUGUUAAAUUCACUAUAUUUAAAAUAGCUAAAAUUCCUACAGCUGAUUUAAGGUACAAUAAAUUUCAUUUUCAAAUUUCAUUGAUAUUGAUAUUUUAUACAUAUAUAAAUCUUCUAACGGAUAUAUGGAAAUUAAUAUACAUACAUGCUUAACUUACACACUUGUUAUGUAAGUUAACAAACAAGUAACACUGUAAUAAAUGGUUAAACAAUCAUAGAAACGCAUAUGCAUAUAUUAGGAUAGAUUUUGAAUAAUCGAAUAAAUUUAAAAAUUAAAAAUUUGUAGAGAAGAAAAAUAAGAAACCUUGAAGGGAAAUUUUUUCUGUAUUCUUAAUAAAAAUAACAAAUUUAUUUGUACUUUUGAAAUCAAACUAUUACGUAUCAUAAAAUUUCAAUUGAGAACUCGCACUAUAAAUAAAAAAUAAAAUAAAAAAUAUGCAUGCAUAAAUAUAUUAGUACAUACAUGUACUAAAAAAAUAUAAAAAGAAUUGUAGAUUAUAUUCAAAAUUAUGUAAAAUUCAAUACUAAAUACAAUUUUCAACAAUCUUUAGAAUACAGUUGUACCAAAAAAAAUACAAAAACAUUACAUAUACAUUAGUGUCGGUUAUUUGCCCUGAAGUUUCAGUUUUUGCCAUAAAAAUAAGGACCAACAUAAACAAGCUCUUUAUUUUCAAUUUAAACCGUGCCUAAAUCAUAUUUCUUUUGCUUAGAGUAAAAAGAUAUACGAAAAACUCUUAUCAACUAAUAUUAUUUUAAUUUCAGAUAUAGAUAGUUGCAAUGUGAAGUAAAUAGUCGAUUUUCUUUACUGUUGCAAAAUACUAUUAUAAUGUAGCGAUCAUUGCUCCCUUCUUAAGAUUGUAUGUAUUUGCCAAUUUUAUAACAUCAGAUUUUUUGAUAUUUUGCAUAAAGCAAGUAAAUUUACAGCUUUGAAAAAAUUAGUUUUUAUUACAUAAUUCUUUACUCUGCAAAAAAGUUCUGAAUUUUUUUCAUUAACACAUUCCUUAUACGCAGGUAAAGUUAUACAUCAAAUGACCUGAGCCUUUAUUCAAGUGAUUUAUACUGGUAUAUUCUCGAUUAUUCAUACGACAUUGUAUACUAUGUGAAUAUAUGUAGUACAUUUGAUGCAUAACUUUAACUGCGUAUAACUUUAAAUGCAUGAUUUUGUGAAAAAAAUCAUUAAUACUUUUUCUAGAGCGGAAUUUUGUAUUAGAAUAUAACUUUUUCAGAAUUGUAAAUUUAUUGAAUGAAAAUAAAGAGCUUCUUUCCUUUGGAUCCUUUUUUUUUAAAACCAAAAACUGAUACUUCAGGGGACUUUGCAACAAAAAAAAUCAAGAUAGAAUAUAACAGACACUCGAAUAUACCUACAUAUAUAUGUAUGUUUAUAAUGGAAUAUAGAUAAUUAAUUUUGAGUUAAUUUUUGAUCGAUAUAGUCUAAGAGCCAGUGGACGGCAAACUGUAUGUAUUUUACCAAAGGUGAUAUUUUGCUAAAAGAUUCUGCUAUAGCUACCAUACAAGAGGUCGAGAGCCACUAAGCGAAGCUAUGACGUCACUAAGGUAAUACAGGUAUAAAAAUUAGAAGAGUUUCGAGUUUUCGUUUUGAAAAUUAAAACACAAAUUCAAAAGUAUUUUAACAAAUCUGAUUUUUAUAAAUAUUAGGUAAUAUAUUAUAUAAAUAUACAAGUAUAUAUAUUACCGUCUGCCGGACUGUUACAACCGUUGAAAACGUCUGCCGUUUUAAUAAUAAGCUAAUACAAGUAUUAAAAGUAUAAUAUGUAUAUAAAAAUCAGAUUUGCUAAAAUACUUUUAAUUUUCUUUUAAUUUUCAAAACGUCUGACACUUACAAAAUGGUCUCCCAAUAAUUUUGGGCGAUGCAUUCAUUGUACUCUUUAAUAUGACCAAACAGUAGCUUUGUUAAAAUACUUUCGAAACUCUUCUAAUUUUCAUACCUGUAUUACCUUAGUGACGUCAUAGCUACCUUCGCUGGGCUUAGUGGUUCCCGAUCUCUUGUAAGGUAGGUAAAGGAGAAUCUUUUAGCAAAAUAUCGUCUUGGGUAAAAUACAUAGAGUCUGCCGUCCACUGGCUUUUAGACUAAUAUUUAAAAAGCACACUGAAGGCCGUUGAGCUUACUUUGAAAACGUAUAUAAAAAAAUAUUUUGAAGCGUAAUUUUUUUAUUAUUAUAUACAUAAAUCAAUACAGCAAAUUACAAUAAUAAAAUCAAGAGAAGAAGAGAAUAAAAAUGAAAAUACUAAUAAAAGGAAUUAAGAUUAAUGCAUUGAUACUUACUUGUAUUAAAGUUAAAUCUAGCUGAAUAAAUACAGUAAUGAAAAUGGUCUAUGUAUAUGUAAAUUUGUGGAAAAAAUAAAGUUAAAUACUCUUAAACUCUAACUCAAAGCAUAUGUUUCAAAAUGUAUGUAUGUUGGAUGUUCUCCGUAAAAACAUACAUUUCUUUUUUUUUUGUUAUUAAUUUUACGUUCUUUUUUCCAAUACUACUCCUGCAAGUGGUAGUUGACUAAUUUUAUACAUACUUAUAUUAUGAAAGAACGUUAAAACUUCCACUUAAUAUUUACUUCAUCUCUCAAUAAUUUAUAAUGAUUCAAGUUCUCUUCGUUUUCACAGUACUAUAUUUUCUUUCAACAUAAGUACGUAUGUUUGUAUGAAAGGUGAAAUGUUUUCAUUUUCUUCUAUAUCGAAUUUUAUGUAUACAUAUCGUCACCUAAAAUGCCAAACAACGUAUCACAAAAAAUUCGAAAUUGAGCUUUUAAUUUAUUACGAUUCACUACAAGAUAUUACAUACACACAUGUGUGUAUGUACUAAGUAUACAUUUUUAAGCUUCCUCUUUCAGAUAUAACCAAGUUAUAACCAACUUCAAAUGUGUACUCAAUAUGAUCAGUUUCAAUUUUUUUAUAUUUUGCGUUUUAGGUGACGAUAUAUUGUUAUAUUUAACUAUAUUGUAUAUUAUGAUAUAUAUGUGCAAUAUAUUUUGAAAACAAACUGUCAAAGUUGAAAUACACUAAUGUGUGGAAGUUUGUGUUCUACAACAGCUUCUGUAUACAGAAAAUAAUCAGAAGAGUGAAGUAGGGGAAAAUACGAAAAGAUCUUAAUAUGUUGUUGUACUCGUGUAUGGUCGGAUACAAAUAAAAAAAAAAUAUACGAAAAAUUUUAACUUCAGAUAUGAACAAAGAAUUAUAAGCAGUAAUAAGAAGAAAAUAGUCGAUUUUGUUUACUUUUGCAAAAUAGUUGGUACACGAAACGAAACGGAAAAGGUGAAGAAGAUCGUUAUAUUUGGCCCAAAUCAAACUGACAGCUGAAUGGAGUGUGUGUAGUCAUAUAUAGAGUUCCGCGAAUCAGAAAAUUGGAAAAACAUCACUUAUUUGUUUAUCUUUCUCUUUAACCAAGUCGAUAAGCAUGUUAAAAGUUUGGUACCCUAUCUUAAUAAAAUUAUGUAUUCUAAAUGAAAAGACCCAAUACCAAAACAAUUCCUCUAUUUUGCAGCGCGACGGAAAUUUGCUGACCUUGCCCUCCCACGAGUGAAGUUGUUUAUUUCGUGAAUCAGAAUCUGAUAUUUCGCUGCAAAAGAGUAAAAAAAAUGUCUAUAAUCUAAAUUGAUAUAAAGUGAAAUAAAUCACAAUUAUACUAACCUUUCUAUUUCCAUUGCGUUGUGCAGACGAAAAUAUUGUGUUGCUGAUUCUUUGUAUAAAUUGGGCGCAAAAAUGUCAGUAGAAUGUCAUGUUGCAGGUGUUCCCAGAAAUUUACGCAGGACGUGAUAUUUUGACAAAUUUGCAACACUGCUGCCGCGAUUGCCAUCAGGAAUGCACAUCAUGUUCCUUAAUUCUUUAAAAAAAAUCUAACCGAUUCCGUAUAAUUAUUGAGAAAAAAGGUGAUAAAGGCAGAAGGUCUUUUUAGGUUGGUUUAUCUAAGCCACUAAUCUGUCGGAAUUAUGAGGAUAACGCAAGAAUCAUAUUUCGUAUACAGAACAGACUUGGUAGUUUAUAAAAGGAAAAAUAUUCAAAAUCUAAAUAUUAAAUUUUCACUCUCUAAUACUUAACUUCUUCUAUAAGAAACGCUAUUUUGUGUACUCUCAGGCUCUUGUGGAACGCAACUGUAGUAUUGUGCUAGAAAUGAUGAAAGAGGAUGAAUUCCAAUUAAAUGGAAAAAGUAUAAGGUUAUAAUGAUGCAAUGCGCUUUAUAAGUCUCCAUUUAAUUGCCUUCUCUAAUGUUUGAUUCUAUGUACAUUCCGUUUUUCUUUUCUUUGAGCAACGAAAUACGCAUUGAACCGGUAGUAAGAAAAUGGCUUGUAAAAUUUAUGUAAGUACAUAUAUGUUUGCCAUUAAGCUUUCAAAAUUGUUAAAUUCACUAUAUUAAAAAUAGCUAAAAUUCCUAAAGCUGAUUUAAGGUACAAUAAAUUUCAUUUUCAAAUUUCAUUGAUAUUGAUAUUUUAUACAUAUAUAAAUCUUCUAACGGAUAUAUGGAAAUUAAUAUACAUACAUACUUAACUUACACACUUGUCAUGUAAGUUAACAAACAAGUAACACUGUAAUAAAUGGUUAAACAAUCAUAGAAACGCAUAUGCAUAUAAUGGGAUAGAUUUUGAAUAAUCGAAUAAAUUUAAAAAUUAAAAAUUUGUAGAGAAGAAAAAUAAGAAACCUUGAAGGGAAAUUUUUUCUGUAUUCUUAAUAAAAAUAACAAAUUUAUUUGUACUUUUGAAAUCAAACUAUUACGUAUCAUAAAAUUUCAAUUGAGAACUCGCACUAUAAAUAAAAAAUAAAAUAAAAAAUAUGCAUGCAUAAAUAUAUUAGUACAUACAUGUACUAAAAAAAUAUAAAAAGAAUUGUAGAUUAAAUUCAAAAUUAUGUAAAAUUCAAUACUAAAUACAAUUUUCAACAAUCUUUAGAAUACAGUUGUACUAAAAAAAUACAAAAACAUUACAUAUACAUUAGUGUCGGUUAUUUCCCCUGAAGUGAAGUUGUUUAUUUCGUGACUUUGUCUGUCGCCUAUUCUGCAUUUUGGUGAAUGUAUGUAUGACUGUAAGGGGUAAGGUGUAGUCUCAGACAUGAAUAAACUACUUUAAAUAAUUUUUGUUGACAGAAUAUUAUGUUUUUUUUUGUAAAAAUAAGAACAUAGCAUCAUUAAUAAAGUUUCAACUUGACUUAAAAAAUUUAAAAAAAAAUAACAAUAAAAAAAUAAAUAAAGUAAUGGCUGUUUAUGUUAAUCCAGUUCCAGCCAAAUCUCCUUGUAUUGACCAUCACUAAUGUUUGGAGAUUCAUCUAAAAUCAAUCGGUAAAAAAUAUUUGUUUUCUUAAAGAUAAUCUAGAGCCUGAUCGAAAAUUUUUUUGAAUCAAUGAAAUGGCGACCUCAGGAAAUUUAUAAAAAAUUGAAAUUAAAGCUUUUCAUGUUUUCGAGCAACAGUGGUCACCAGAACAGAAAAACAUAGUUUCGAGUAAAACGCAUAAUGCAUUUCAAGUUUUAUAAGAACAUUUCAGAUCGCCAGUAAAACGUUUGCUAAUUAUCGAAUAACUGGAAAAGUACUUUUGGAUGUACUUAAAAUUUUCAGGGAAUAGAAAAAGUAUGUUUUUUGAAAAUUAUGACUACCCCUAACCCCAAAACUAAUGUGAAUAGAAUUUAAAUGUACUCGUUUGAACUUUUAGGUUUAUCAAAAAUUUGGUUGAGAUAAUUUGAUGGACCGAUUUUCUGCAUUUUUUUAUUAUGUACUCUGCACAUUAGCGUAGGAAGUGAUAAAUAUAGACGCACUGUUAUUAAAAA